AAGAACAACUAGGCUACUAAUGCACUUUAUCUCACUCCUCAAAUGCAGAAGCUUUUCAGACAUGGCACAGGACUGCUGAUCCGAGAUUCGUGCUGUUCUUCUGAAGUCAAACGGCGAUUUCUUCUUUCUGACAUAAUUACCGGGCCAUUCUUUAUAGAUUGGCGUCCGUUUUGCGCAAAAAGCGUGUGGAGCGGUGGACGGAACAAAUACGCUUUAUGUACUGAACCUGUGAGGAUGCGACAAUAGAUGCGAUUUUCACCAAAAUCCUCUUUGUUACUAUCUUUACUAUGAAAAUAUUUUUUCAAGAUCCCUCUAGGAAACACGGGGCAGAUUUUGCACCUCUGGAUCUCCCAUCAAAAGGAGGAUUACACUGGAAAUGACCGUAGAUAGUCUUAAAAGGAACACUACAUGCACCCUUGAAUAUCCUUUAUUAUAGUCUGUCAUAUUGUGGCUCUCCAAAAACCAUAAGAGCCACUUUUUAACGUGCUUUAGGUAUUGUCCAUCAUAAUAAAGAUGAUCCUCUUCCGCAAAUUUCGCGUGUUGAUUUUAAUGGUGUUUCUCGUCGCCUGCACCAUGCACAUCAUGAUAGACCUGUUACCCAAACUGGAGAAGCGCGCAGCCGGUUCGAGCUCCGGCGCGGCGGGAGCAGGAGGCGGCUGCUCGUGCGCUCACAACCCGGGCGGGGAGUCGCGAUCCUGGGCUAAACAGCGCGCCAGAGCCGCCGCCGCGGAACCGGGCUGGCCUAAUAAACACUCGUUGAGAUUACUGCAGGAUUUCAGCAAUGAGCCCAACUCCAAUCUCAGCUCGCAUUCAAGGGAGAAAGUGACAGAGAAAGCUGAGUCUUUGAAGAAAGUCAAGCAGCUAAAAUUGGGUUCUGAGAAACGCGGUUUGAUGAAGGAUGCAUUGAGCGGACAGAGAGCUGUCCAGGGUUCCUCCAGACUGAAGGCGCUCUAUGAGAAUCCGCUCUAUAAGACUGACCUGCCGCAUCUCUCUGAUGAUGACACCUUAUUCAACCUCAACACUGAUAUCAGAUUGGACCCCAAAGCUGCUGGAAACCAAGAAUGGCAUAACGAGGGGAAUGAGGAGGAGUACAGUCCGACAGGGGAGGCCACUACUGAGUCAUACCCCAACUGGCUGCGUUUCCACAUUGGGAUUAACCGGUAUGAGCUCUACUCCAGACACAAUCUCGUCAUAGAGGCCCUGCUGAAGGACCUGGUCUCUCAGAGGAUCACAAGCGUAGCUAUGAAGUCAGGUGGCACUCAGCUGAAGCUUAUCAUGACAUUCCAGAACUACGGACAAGCCCUGUUCAAGCCUAUGAAACAAACCAGAGAGCAGGAAACGCCCCCAGACUUCUUCUACUUCUCCGACUUUGAGCGACACAAUGCAGAGAUUGCUGCAUUUCAUCUAGAUAGAAUCUUGGAUUUCCGGAGAGUUCCCCCAGUGGCCGGCAGGUUGGUGAACAUGACACGGGAGAUCAGGGACAUGACCCGUGACAAAAAGCUCUGGCGGACAUUCUUCAUAUCCCCAGCCAACAACAUUUGCUUCUACGGCGAGUGCUCGUACUACUGCUCCACAGAACAUGCCCUUUGUGGAAAACCUGACCAGAUCGAAGGCUCCCUGGCUGCAUUUCUCCCCGACUUGGCACUAGCAAAGCGCAAGACCUGGAGGAACCCCUGGCGCCGUUCCUACCACAAACGCAAGAAAGCUGAGUGGGAAGUGGAUCCAGAUUAUUGUGAUGAAGUCAAACAGACUCCACCAUAUGACCGGGGCACACGCCUUCUGGACAUCAUGGACAUGACUAUUUUUGACUUUCUAAUGGGAAAUAUGGAUCGUCACCAUUACGAGACUUUUGAGAAGUUUGGAAAUGAGACAUUCAUUAUUCAUUUGGAUAAUGGCAGAGGAUAUGGAAAACAUUCUCAUGAUGAAAUGUCCAUCUUGGUUCCUUUGACUCAGUGCUGCAGAGUGAAGAGGUCGACGUACCUGCGGCUGCAGCUGUUGGCUAAAGAAGAGUACCUGCUGAGCUCCCUGAUGGCGGAAUCUCUGCUGCAGGACCAGCUGACCCCCAUCCUCAUCCAGCCCCACCUACAUGCCAUGGACCGCCGCCUGCGUCUGGUGCUCAAUGUGCUGGCCGACUGUGUGGAGAAAGAAGGCUUCUCAUCUGUGGUGGAGAACGAUCUGGAUGCACAGCCCUCCUUACACCACCACCAGGCACACAGAGGGAGGUAGUGAGGCCUGAACCUCGGCCCUCACUGGUCAAACCCCCAACAUGAGCCUCCAACCCCACUGAGGCUUGUGCUUGAGACAAGCAUUGAAUUCAGUGAAUUCCAAGACUAGCCACCAAUGCCUCUGAGGAGCCUCCCUUCCUGUAGAUGUGCUAUAUGGACGUGCAGAGACACAUCUUGCUGUCUGACAUCAGAGGACAGCUGGGACAAUGAAGCUGGUUAUUUUAUUUGAUUGUCUUUUGAUGCACUGCAAAAAUUCAUAUUUGUUUUCUUUUCCCAUAAAAACAAUCACAUGCGUUAUCGGAUAGUUAUCUGAUUAUGAAAAUACCAUGUGUAAAUGCCCUCCAAGAUGCAUUAGAGAUGGAUAGCAAUCCAAUAAAUUUAAACUUUAAGAUGCAAAUAAAGACCGAUAAAGAAGGGUAUAUAGGCCCUAAUCCUUACAUUUUCAUGAGAAGCAAAAUUAAGAUAUUAAAGACCUGUUUUUAGAGAAUAACUCUUGAAUUAAUUACAUUGUUGUUCUACUGUAAUUAUUCUUACUCCAUUUGCAAAUAGUUCUUUUUUCAACAUGCUGCUUCCGAAUGCUCAUGUACACUAAAAUCAACCCCAUACUGCAGAAUUACUGACAAGCACAAUCCCCCAUCAGACAUUUUCGCAUGAGUACAAAUAUGUUCACAUUGCCCUGUGGUGCGUUCAGAGGUUGAAUUUUUGCUCUAAAACUACAUUUUUACUCUGCUGCCGGUUAGGUUUAGGGUUGGGGUUUGGGUUAGGGAGUGUGGUUAAUAAAAUAUGCAUUCUUGUUGACUGUAUUCGAUUUUCAACAAAAAAAAUGCAACUCACUUUUGGCGCCACCCUGUGGAUUUUCACAUGAACAACACUUCCAGCUUCUGCCACUGGGGGCAGUGAUUUCAAAUUUCGGUAAGCACAGACAGAACUUUCAACCUCCUGUCGCCAAAUUCAGUGUGACCGGUAUGUUUUGUUUUUUUCUGUUUUAAUAGUCAAUUUUAUUAGAUUUAUGUUCAAAACAAAUAGAACCUAUUUGACAAUGGGUUAAGUAAAAUAAACAGAUUUCAAGAUAUAUUUUUAAUAUGCAAUUUUGCUUCUUAUUUAAAUCUUAAGGAUAUUUUUUUCCUGGGAAACAAGGCAUAAAUCCAGUGUUUGGUGUUUGCAGUGUUUGCCAAAGCUUGUGUUUGAGCUGUGCUCGGAGCUGCAGUACAUCGUUUUUAGUUGUACCCUGAUUUGUUUGACAGGUUUGCUGAAAUAAUUGAUUACAUUUUUGCAUAUUUAUCCCUAAGAGUCAGCGGAAAGUAACUUUAUAGAGGGACCAAAGUUAGAAGGAAAUAGAGAAAUAGAAUAAAGUCAAUAAUCUGUUUAUCUACAGUUUACUGUACACAUUUUAUUUAAUGUGCUCAAUUAGGUCUUUGAUAUAAAGGUACAUAAAAGCUUUAAUCACAGUACUGCAGUACUGUGCUUAUGUGCGAGGACAGUUAAACACAUUCACAGUUUAAUGGCACUUCCUACCAUCCAAACUAACAACAUUUAAGAGCCAUCGUCUAAAAUGCAUAUUGUGCAAUCAAUCCUUCAAUCAUUGUGUCAGAUCCUGCACAUGUGUUUCAUUGAGGGUAAUUCAGAGGUGCACCCUUCAUUUAAGGUUAUUCAGUAGUGAAGCGCCCGUGUAAUAUGGACUCUGUGGAGAAUGAGAGAAUAAAGCUGAUUGGUUGUUCGGGCAUCCCGUGCCUGCAGGGUUUCCCAUCUCAGGCCCUAUAGUAAAUACACCUGCUCUCUCUUAAUAAGAAUCUAAAGGAUGAUCUGAUGCACUGCUGGUGAAAGUUAAUAAUGUUGUUUGUGGUAUUUGACAAUGCACGUGUCUUCAGUCUCAUCAAAAGGUUUUGUGAUUGAGCACAGGCUUCAGGGAAUUAAACAAUGAAUUGGACUUUUAGUGGAAAUAACAGUAGGUGUUAUGCAAUAAAACAAUAAAUAAUACAUCUUUUCCAAGUGUUUGGAAUUUAAUGCGGCAUUAGAGGAACAGUUCAGCCAAAAAUAAUUCUGUCAUCAGUCACCCUCAUGUUGUUCCAAACUUUCCUUUUCCUUCCUUCUUCUGUGGAACACAAAAAUAAAUGAUACAGUAGAUAAAAUGUUAGCCUCAUUCACUAUCUGAUAUGGGUACCGAGAACCGGUUCUUAUUCAGAACUGGUUCUAUUUUUAAAAAAAAUACCGAAGUCAAAUUAUUUUCAUGACUUUCGGUUCCUCUAAAGGUUCUUGUAGUCUGAUUCAUGAAUGAAUGAAUUAUGAACCGGUUCAUUUGAAUCUACAGCACUAAACACAUAGAUCAACAAGUGUAGUCCAAUUCCUGAACGAAUGACUCUUAUGAACCAGUUCAUUUGAAUCUACAGUGUGAAACAGAUAGCGCAACCAUUGUAGUCCCAUUCACAAUCAAAUGACUCUUAUGAGCUGGCUCAUUUGAAUCUACAGCGCAAAACAUGCAGCACGACCAGUGUAGUCAAAUUCCUGAACGAAUUACUCUUAUGAACCGAUUCAUUUGAAUCUACAGCAUGAAACAUUCAGCUCAACCAGUGUAGUCUGAUUCCCGAAAACAAUGACUCUCAUGAUCUGGUUAAUUUGAAUCUACAGUGCAAAACAUGCAGCGCGACCAGUGUAGUCCAAUUCCUGAACGAAUGACUCUUAUGAACCGGUUCAUUUGAAUCUACAGCGCGAAACAUUCAGCUCAACCAGUGUAGUCUGAUUCCCGAAACAAUGACUCUCAUGAUCUGGUUAAUUUGAAUUUACAGUGCAAAACAUACAGCGUGACUAGUGUAGUCCAAUUCCUGAACGAAUGACUCUUAUGAACUGGUUCAUUUAAAUCUACAGCACGAAACAUUCAGCACAACCAGUGUAGUCUGAUUCCCGAAACAAUGACUCUCAUGAUCUGGUUAAUUUGAAUCUACAGUGCAAAAUGUACAGCGCGACCAGUGUAGUCCAAUUCCUGAACGAAUGACUCUUAUGAACCGGUUCAUUUGAAUCUACAGCACGAAACAUUCAGCUCAACCAGUGUAGUCUGAUUCCCGAAACAAUGACUCUCAUGAUCUGGUUAAUUUGAAUCUACAGUGCAAAACAUACAGCGUGACUAGUGUAGUCCAAUUCCUGAACGAAUGACUCUUAUGAACCGGUUCAUUUGAAUCUACAGUUCAAAACAUUCAGUGUGAGUAGUGUAGUCCAAUUCCUGAACAAAUGACUCUUAUGAGCCGGUUCUUUUGAAUCUACAGUUCAAAACAUUCAGCAUGACCACUGUAAUCCAAUUCCUGAACGAAUGACUCUUAUGAACCGGUUCAUUUGAAUCUACAGUUCAAAACAUUCAGUGUGACCAGUGUAGUCCAAUUCCUGAACAAAUGACUCUUAUGAGCCGGUUCUUUUGAAUCUACAGUUCAAAACAUUCAGCAUGACCAGUGUAGUCCAAUUCCUGAACGAAUGACUCUUAUGAACCAGUUCAUUUGAAUCUACAGCACAAAACAUUCAGCAUGACCAGUGUAGCCUGAUUCCUGAAUGAAUGACUCUUAUGAGCCAGUUCAUUUGAAACUACAGCGCGAAACAUACAGCAUGACCAGUGUAGCUGUGUAUAAAAGAAUCAUUAAUUGAACUUUUAAGGAACAGGAAUAAUUUUGAGGAAUCAAUAAAUUCCCUAAGAUUCCAAUAACUAUUCACCAUUCAUGACUCUUUUUUUUCCAUACAAUGAAAGUAAAUGGUGACUGAGAUGAACAUUCUACAAAAAAUAAAAAUCCAUAUGGGUUUUGGUUUGAGACAACAUGAGGGUGAUGACAUUAUUAUUUUUUUUAUUGUUAUUUACUUUUUUUUAAAUGAACUGUUCCUUUAAACAUGAAAGAUCGGCUGCUGUAGUUACUGUCACAUUGCACCAUAUAACAAUGUUUUGAACUCUCACAUAUUCUGUAUUGUGUGAACCAAGGCCAAAAAGGCAAUGGAGUGCAUUUACACCUUUCACUAAAAGCACCAAUCGUCCCUUCAAUCAAAGCCAUCUAUAAUGUUUUAAAAGAAAUAUAAGUUGUUUUUUGUCCUAAAUUGAACAUCUUCAAAAUAGUCAACAAUCUGUGUUGAAAGCUUACAUUGCUAUUUAUUAAGAAAGAGUUCAUUUGUUUAUUUUUUCAUUUGAGUUUUUUUAUUUUAUUUUAGCUUAAAUGAAGUCCCAGUUCCUCGCACACAUCGUAUAGAUGAUGUGAUAGUCUGACUGCACUGUGUAAAGUGUGAAUAUAUGGCUGAAUCUCUGAAAGGGGCCACAUGUGUGUUGUGUGUUUAACCCCAGUGCCUGUGCAAUGCUCGAGAAACUUGAAUGUUUUGGGAUUAUUUACAAAAUGACCUUUCCGUACCCCAUGGCCUGGACUUCAGGGUUUUUUUUUUCCUGUGGCCAAUAAGGAAUUAUGGGAUCGUCAAGGCUUCUAUUAGCCAAACAGAUUCAAAAAUGUUCCCAAUCUCUCAGUGUGUCUGUGUAAAUAUCUAUAAAUACGGUAUGUUGAUCCUGGAGGCUGUUUUUGGAGCAAAAAUACAAAUGUUUUCUUUUUUCUCUUAGGCAUUGUUACUGUGAAGACCUGUUUGCAAAAGGAUACAUGUGUGCAAUAAAUGAAGCUAUGUUGUAGAACUGUUUAUGUGUGAAAUGCAAAGAAAAUAUACAUUUGUUUCAGAAUAUUUCAGGUUCAAUCCAAGUUAAAGGGAUACAGGUGUUCACCCUCAUGUGGUUUUAAACCCAAAUUACAUUCUUUCAUUCAAGAACAACAAAAGGCAAUGUUUUAAUGAAUAUUACAUUCUGUCUGUUUAAUCCAGUGCCUCAUUUUAAAGCUUAAAAAAGACCCAAAAGUGUCACAAAAGUUGCCCAUGCAACUCGUGCAUCAUAUUCCAAGUCUUCUGAAGGCAUAUGAUAUGGUUUUGGUGACAAACAACUGGUAAUCUUUACUUGAAAGUACAUUUUCAGUAAAAAUCUUGAUAUCUGUUGCGUUAUGAGAGAAGCAUGUUCACAAUGGCUGUUUAGCGCUACAAAAAUGCCAGUUUUAACCAAUUCUGUUAGUGUCAUGCCAACACAUGUAAUGUUUACACAUGAUUUUGGUUUGUAUUCACAAACUGAGGGACAAAAUCAUUUUCUUACAGCAUCUGUGGUUUAAAUUUUACUGAACCCAGUUCAUUCCUUUAUGACUUAUAAACUGUAUAAUGCAAGUCAAGUCUAUAUACAAAAUAA
This is a messenger RNA of Xyrauchen texanus (razorback sucker), 7455 nucleotides long. Its product is annotated as extracellular serine/threonine protein kinase FAM20C-like. Gene Ontology annotation, cellular component: Golgi apparatus. Gene Ontology annotation, biological process: protein phosphorylation. The transcript is spliced from 10 exons. The record is from RefSeq and is a predicted model, not a curated record. NCBI's taxonomy places the organism in Eukaryota, Metazoa, Chordata, Actinopteri, Cypriniformes, Catostomidae. Bases 514 to 2226 code for a protein of 570 amino acids. Gene Ontology annotation, molecular function: protein serine/threonine kinase activity.